CCAGGGAGGUUGGCUCUAAUGCCACACCAUCUGGGUUCCACUAUGAACCUUGCUCCUGGUUUGGUUUGGUUUGCUUUGCCUUCCACAUUUGUCAGAAACUAAAUUUUAAACGUUCUUGCACUCACGAUUCAGUUUUUUCUUUUCUAAAACACAACAGGAAGGACUCGAGUGCUUUCUGUAGUAUUAUUUAAGAAUGGCUUGUAUCCUUGAACAUUCAUGGAAGUGAGGCGCUUAUCCUUUCAUCACAAGGUAUGAUGCAGCAUGUAUACUCACAAAAGGCAUAUUUUGACAAAAUUCAAGCCCAGGAAGAGCAAAUGUAUGUGGAAAUCUUUGGAGUGUGCUAGAAAACCAUCCUUAGUCGCUCUCACAGUGAUUUGAAAUCAGUGACUGAAUGAGUCAUGAAGUUCCAUAUGUUUGAAAUUUAUUGAGUAGCAACAAAAAAAGUUCAGGCUUCAUGAGGAAUGAGUGAAGCAUCUAGUGAUUGUCCUAAAAGCAAGGAAACAUGGCACGUGUAUGGGAAUCAUUUUCGAUUUAUAGAAUUUUAAGCUAUUGCCUUUAUCGAUAGUAGACCAGGUUUCUUUUUGACCCUUCCUUUUAAGGACGCCCAUGCGAAAGCUUAGAGCUAACUUGAAAGCAGCAAUUUUUUCAUUGUAGCAAGUUGAUUUUGAACAUAUUUUUGUCUGCUUUAAAAAAAUGUUAACAAGUGACCGAUGACUCAGGGUAUGUGAUACAUAUUCCGACCUUGCUAUAAAAUCCGCCACUCGCUUGACAUAAUUCAACGUAUCAUCCAGUCUUUUUCAACCUAAUUGCACCAAUGUCCGGCCUCAAAACGUGAACGAACAGUGUGUGCAUUUUCCUCUCGAAGGUCAUCAAUUUCAGAACGUAGGUGAGGUGGCGGGUUUUGUAAUUUACCCUACAUAACGCCGUUAUGUCCGUUAAAUGUCCGUUCGUGCCAACGCUGGAAAUUGCUGGAAAAGGUUUCUUGUGUCUACAGACAAGCCGUUCGAGGCUCAAAAUCGACAAUAAUGGAAAAUGUUAUCGGGAAUUUUCUAAUCCAAUCGAUCGGCAAAAGUUUUUAAUAGGUUUUGUACCUUCGUUAUCAAUCACCUUAUUCAUGGGGUGUAUAAGUGUUUUGAUGCGUUGGCUAAUGGAUUCGUUUCAAUCGGCCUCUUCGAUAACUCCUUGGUAGAGCGUCGAUAAACUAGUGAACAGUUGUAACAUGAGUUACAUGAGUGCAGGGAGUUUAAAGGAAAAAUUAUUGGCUUUGCCUUUCGGUUUGGCAGUUAACGGUAUGGGUCAAUCAUGUAGGUUAAGGACCCUUACGGAAGUACCAAAUACAGUCGUAUGUACAGGAUUUAUUUGGACACAUCUCGUUAUAUAUGCACCAAACUUGGCUGGAAGGAGUUGAGGGACUUUAUAUGGUUAAAACAUGAUAUGGACAUAUUUGUGUCAUGUUUUUAAAUUAAGAGCCCAUAUUUGGUCAUAUUUGAUAUGUUUUAAAUCUAUAUUUUGAACUCCCGUUCGGGGAGGAGGUUCGCUGGAAAGUUAAUUGCAAGCCAGUUAAUCGUCGUAGUUUAUGCCGAUGUGCUUGCAGAAAAGCAUUUACGAACAUAAGGCUUCAGUGAGAACCCGUUACAGCCGCGUAGACGCGAAGGCGAGUUAAGAUCUCUUAACUUACCUCCUGGUAACCUUCCUGUGAUGUAAACGACCUUCCUCCAGCAGGUUAAGAGGUCAAACUUCCUGGGCAAGACAAGGAAACUCGAGUCACCUUGAUGACCAUACCCAAAGAGAAGGAAAUGACAGACGUGUCCUCCUCCAACUUACCUCAUUCAAUCGAGUCGAAGAAAGUGGAGUUCAAAAGCUACCUUCAGAAAGCAGGUGUGAUAGAGGCGCUGACAAGGGCCCUCACGGCCCUCUACGAGGAACACGAGAAGCCCCAAAAUGCUGUUGAGUAUUUGCUGACGAAGAUGAACGAAAAGACGUUGAAGAUGGUGAAGACACUGCAGUCCGAGAACGAGGCCCUCAAGAAAGACGUGAAGGAGUUGAAGGAAAAACUGCGUCACUUUGAGGGCGUCCCUGGCACAAUCGAGAGUGCCGAAGAAGUCGUUGAAGGUGCUGAAACCAAUGCCGAAGAUGUUACUAAUGCUACAAUCCGUGAUACUGAGGAACAUGAAUCUGACAAAGCCAAGGAAGAUAAUAAAAAGACAAAAGAGGGGAGGAAAGACGUGGAAGAACCGAUGGAAGCUGAGAAGGAGGUCGAUGAGGGUGCGAAGAGUGAAAAUGUAGAAGAGAAGAUGGAAGCGAAGCAAGGAGAAGAUGAGAAAGAGGGAGGGGAAGAAGAGGAAGAGAAAAAGGGAAAUGAACAAGUCUAAGUUCAAACCUUAAGUGGGAAGUUCUCAGCUACUCUGGACAGCAUCUAUAACCUUGCAGGCCAAGCCUUCAUCAUUGGUCUUUUCCUUUCUCUUUAGUUUCAUUUAUAAAUCAGUAUCAUUUCUUCAGAUCACAUCCGGCGCGUGGCGCUUGGUUUUUGAGUUAUUAUUUUCCUUUCCGAAGGGUUAUGUGAAGUGCAGUUUUCCUUUUUCUAUUAAUACGCAAAAAUCCUUGUACUUUGAUGGCCUCAGGUUCACUUGCUGAUGUGAUCUCACGUGCUUGUAUUGUUUUUUUUUUCUUCGUCUGAUGAAA
Molecule: messenger RNA, 2682 nt
Organism: Darwinula stevensoni
Lineage: Eukaryota; Metazoa; Arthropoda; Ostracoda; Podocopida; Darwinulidae
Source: the annotation of a GenBank genome assembly